Molecule: messenger RNA, 1479 nt
Organism: Hibiscus syriacus
Lineage: Eukaryota; Viridiplantae; Streptophyta; Magnoliopsida; Malvales; Malvaceae
Product: 40S ribosomal protein S10-2-like
Exons: 4
Coding region: 1028-1369 (113 amino acids)
Cellular component (GO): cytosolic small ribosomal subunit
Molecular function (GO): RNA binding; structural constituent of ribosome
Source: RefSeq, a predicted model, not a curated record
AGGCUCUCUCACUCUCUCCUUUCUUCUCUCAAACCGAGAGUUCCAAAGCUCUCUACGCCUGCCACCGUACGUCGGUGGCCAAAUCCAUCUCCGAUCGUCCCCCAAUCAUUGCUAAAGAUGCCGAAGCACUCUCCUCCUUCAUCUCUUCUAUAUUCUUCUCACAGUCGACUCACUCAUUUCUCCCCCUUUCUUUUCUCUCGACCAAAACCAACGAGGAUCCUAACCUCGACGAUUCCCUACUCAGAUGAGGGUACCAAGGCUUCUAGAAUCUACUGAUAAAAUCCCAAACGGCUACGGGAAGAAGCCGAAGAGAUUCCCAUAGCCUUAACACGACUCAGGUAACGAGCCUCACUUCCCUCUCCUCUUCCUUUUUCGUUUGUUUCGGACUUAUUUGGUUUACUAAGACUAACCCCGGCCCCUUAUCUCCGGCAAUGGAGCCCCGAACGACUAUGAGACGGAGCCGACGAUACUCUAUUGACGUUCGCACAACUCAGGGGAUACUGUGAGAGCCAAUUUGGCAUUUUGCUCGUGAGGCUCGAUGGGGACCAGUGGUGAUGCAACCGUGGCUGUUAGAGGUGUAUGGGAGACCAGUGCUGAGCUUCUCACGUGGCCAUAGGACCACUGUUGCUGCUGGUGUGGUGGCUGUUCGUGUGAAGGCAUGGGGUUUACUGGCGUGGCUUGCUGGAAUUGUUUAUGGGUUUGUUGGAUAAACGGGCCUCAACUAGGUUCGAGUUUUGUGUUAAAGGCUUGGUACAUUUGAAAUGGGUAGAUAUAAUGAAGCAAAUUGUAUUUGUACCAUUAGAAUGGACACUUGGUUUUAUGGAUUUAUUUAUUUUUUGCUUAAUUGAUGUUAAUAAGGUAGGUUAGAAAUAUUUGAGCUCUAAAUUCCAACACAAUCAUGCACGGUCACCUGAACUAAAUAAACCCGACUAAGCAAAGGCGUGACCCCACUGCCACUUCGGUUGAUUCAACAUCGUUACACGAGCAACUUUAAAUUAGUCCUUGAAUGUCUUCUAUUUGACUUGGGAUGCUCAGACAAAAUCAGGGUAUUACACUUCCCUCUGAGAUUGUUCCUGCUACUUUGAAGAAACAAACUAGGCCCGAUGGUCUCCCCAUGGACCCUUCCGUUAGCCACCCACGAGGUCCACUGCGCUUUGGUGAUGGUGAGAGGAGAUUGGGUGACAGAGAUGGGUGCCGUGGAGGUCCACGAGGAGGAGGGCGUGAUUUUGGCGACAAGGGAGGUGCUCCUGCCGAUUAUCAGCCUUCAUUCAGGGGCUCUAUUCAAGGCCUGGCUUUGGUCGUGGCGGCUCUGCUGGUGCAGCUGGUCGUGGCGAUAGGGUUGUCAGUUAAUGUGUAUUUGCACUUUUAGUUCAUUUAGUUGUACUGGAUGGCUGAAAUUAUCUCUUUUUUGGGAAUUUUGUUGAAUUAAUUUCUUUGAUUCGGUUGGAUAUUUAUAAAUAAUUUUGAUCAUUCAAGAUA